GCUUUUAAGGACACCGGAAAGACGCCCGUGGAACCCGAGGUGGCGAUUCACCGAAUUCGAAUCCCUCUCACCAGCCGCAACGUGAAGUCGCUGGAGAAGGUGUGCGCCGACUUGAUCAGAGGCGCCAAGGAAAAGAAUCUGAAAGUGAAGGGACCGGUGCGCAUGCCCACCAAGACUCUGAGAAUCACUACAAGAAAAACACCUUGUGGUGAAGGUUCCAAGACAUGGGAUCGUUUCCAAAUGAGGAUCCACAAGCGACUGAUUGAUUUGCACAGUCCUUCCGAGAUUGUUAAGCAGAUCACUUCCAUCAGCAUUGAGCCAGGCGUGGAGGUUGAAGUCACUAUUGCAGAUGCCUGAGUCAUAUUUUAAUAAACUGACGUAGCCGGUUAA
Messenger RNA from Cricetulus griseus (Chinese hamster), 390 nucleotides. The record is from RefSeq and is a predicted model, not a curated record. NCBI's taxonomy places the organism in Eukaryota, Metazoa, Chordata, Mammalia, Rodentia, Cricetidae.